AUGGGAGAAGUAGUCAAAAGAACGGAACGAAGUGAGAUUCUAAAAGAAAGGAAAAGGAGUAGUCGAAAUGAUGAGACGAUCAAUUUUGAUGCUAUGAUAUAUUUAUUAGUUAAAGAAGGAUAUGAAGUAAUUGUUAAAAGGUCAAAAAAGACAAGUAAAACAAUUAAAAUGCUUCUUCCAGAAAGUAUUAGUAAAAAUGGAAAUGUUCUGAAAGUUCAAGAUAUUUGUUUACUUUCAAACACUCUUUUAAACACACUUGGAUAUACAAGAAUAGACUCUGAAAGAAUUAAAGAAAUGACAAAGAAACAAGCGAAACGUACACAAGAAGCACAAAUAAAUAAUGGAGUUAUUUCAUUACUUGUUAAUGAAGGAUAUACAUUUUCUGAGAAGAAAGUUAAAACAGCACAUUUGACUGAAAGACUCAUUAGAAUUACAAGUGUUUGUAAAGAUGGUGAAAUAUUUGGAAGAGAUGAAUUAAUUGAAAUGGGGAAAUUAACUCUUCGUCUUAUGGAGCAACAUCAAACUGAUACUCUUAUUCAAUUUAAUCAAAACACAUUAUUUAAUUCACCAUCUUCUUUCCUUUCUUUUACUAAUCUUCCACUAUCAUCCUCAAAUGUGAUUCUACCACCAACACAACCUAUAAACUUAAAUUAUCUCCAUGACAUUCCUUAUUUCAAUCUAUUAAAUUAUGACUAUUCUUAUGACAACACUGAUCUUAUCCCUUUCUAUUCUUUUCUUCCUUUUUAA
Entamoeba histolytica HM-1:IMSS is the source of this 747-nucleotide messenger RNA. RefSeq lists its product as uncharacterized. The record is from RefSeq and is a predicted model, not a curated record. NCBI's taxonomy places the organism in Eukaryota, Evosea, Mastigamoebida, Endamoebidae. The transcript has a single exon. The coding region runs from base 1 to 747 and encodes 248 amino acids.